UCGUAUCCCUCUCCCCUUUUAUUAUCUUUUCGUUUCGGAAAAUCACACGAACCUUACCGCCUCUGACCUGCCCCAACCCCCCGCCUCUACCACCGUCUCCGAUUGCCGUAUCUCCUUCCGAUAUGAAGAGGAAGCGUGGGCACAAGAUCAAGAAAGGAAAGCCUAAAGCAGCUCCUUCUGUGCCGCCGUCACUGGCUGUUGUCAGUUUGGAUGAUUCGGCAGCCGGUGGUGACGAUUCCGGUAUGGAAGUUGAUACUCCUGAGGAGGAUCAGCUGCAGGAGGACCAGCAUUACAAUCUUGCCAAUAUUAGUCCUGAUGGCUCUGUCGGCAAGGGGCCUGAGAAAUCAGCGGGGAGAGUUAAAGUGAAGCUUAUGACGACUCCAAAAGCAAAGGAGUCUCAGGCUAUUGCUUCCUCGCAGAGUGAUACGGAGAAGAGUACUCUGCAAAUGCAAGACAGAAUGGAGGAUAGUGGAACUUCGUCUGGCAAUGUGGCUAAGAAAGCCGGGAGUAUAAAGAUUAAAUCUUCUAUGUCGUUAGGGUCGAGUCCUGUACCCGCAAAGAGUGGGAGUCCUCCUGAAAAAGAACUACACAAGCCUCAUUCUGAAUCUCGAUAUAUUAAGCAGGACCUAGAUACUGCACUUACGAUUAUCAAGAAGGUAAUGAAAAUGGAUGCUGCUGAACCUUUUAAUGUCCCUGUCAAUCCUGAAGCUUUGGGAAUACCUGAUUAUUUUGAUGUGAUAGAUACACCAAUGGACUUUGGAACAAUAUGCAGCAACCUUGAACUGGGUGUUAAAUAUAGGAAUUCUGAGGAUGUAUACAAAGAUGUGCAGUAUAUUUGGGACAACUGUUGUAAGUAUAACAGUAAGGGCGACUACAUUUUGGAUCUUAUGAGGCGGGUAAAGAAGAACUUUUCAAAGUAUUGGAUGUCCGCUGGUUUAUAUAGUGGACAGUCUGCAGGAACUAGUGGUGUUGAGAGCAGUCAAGAGAAUAUCUCCUCGUCUGAUCAGAGGAAAGUGCAUAUAGGUGGCCAAGUAAAACAGAAGACACGAAAGAGUCACGGAAGGCGUCACAAAUCUGACUGCUUAUGUGCUAUAUGUGUUCUAAAACGCCGUAGAAGGGAGCGUGAGGAGAAUGCUCAGAUUGCUAAGAAUCCACUUGGGGCUAGUGAUAUUAAUCUUUCGCAGGAGUUCAGACAAGAGGAAUCUUCACAUGCGGGGAGUCCUGGUGAAAAUUCAUCUUCAGAUAUGGAUGGAUCAUUGGACCCAAAUGCAGAUGCUAAGGUGGAAGAAACAGAAGUGGUGAAAAUGGGGGUAUCGGAGCAGAGGCAGAAGCAGGAUGAGGAGGAGGAUGACGAUGACGAGGAUGAGGAAGAGAGUGGGACAGAGAUGAAGGAUGAAGGUAAUGGUGAGGGACUACAGGAGAUUGACAAAUCAAGAGAGGAGCCCAAUGAACAAUUGCAACCAAUGAUAUCUGAAAACCUUGAUGCUGGGAUGCAAACGGACACACAAAUGAAUACUCCAGCGCAGCAUGAGGAAGGAAUUGAAGCAGAUAGUCAAGAGAAGGAAGCACAACAAAUACGUAAGAAAGUAAAAGCAUCUGAAAACUUGCAAUUUGAAAAUCCCAUGCUUGUGGAUCUAUGUGGUAUUCUCUUCCCCAAGAAUAGCAAGUCUAUUUGGACUGGACCUCAUUCGCUUGUCCAGCAUCGCACUUCUCAUACUAGUUCCAGUUUGAUUCAUGCUGCGAUUAGCGUGCUUAUGAAAUAGGUGGUAAGAGAUGGUUUUUUUUUUCUUUUGUAUUUUCAAAGAUAGGAUAAUUUGUAGAUUUAUGUUGAUGGAGUCGAGGAUAUGCUUAAAUUUUAGUAAAUGAUAUUUUUUUGGGUGAAAAGUUAAUGAAUCUUGCUAUGACUGAUCUAAUGUUGAGUUAUGUUGGA
This is a messenger RNA of Argentina anserina (silverweed cinquefoil), 1930 nucleotides long. RefSeq lists its product as uncharacterized. NCBI's taxonomy places the organism in Eukaryota, Viridiplantae, Streptophyta, Magnoliopsida, Rosales, Rosaceae. Gene Ontology annotation, molecular function: protein binding. The coding region runs from base 123 to 1763 and encodes 546 amino acids. The transcript has 8 exons. The record is from RefSeq and is a predicted model, not a curated record.